GACCAGGAACGAUUCUUCAUCAUAAAAUCCUGGAAUAUGCAAAACGUUAUUGAAGCGCAAAGAGAUGGCGUCUGGGCCACCCAAGAGAAAAAUACACGCCUGUUCACGGAUGCCUUCCAUACCUGUCGCUCGGUUGUAUUGCUCUUCAGUGUCAACAAGAGCAUGGCUUUCCAAGGCGCUGCUGUCAUGACAAGCCCACCCUCACCGACUGUCCCUCAGCCACUGUUCUGNCAAAAACUCAAAUGGCCCUGCUCACCACCCUUCCGUAUACGCUGGAUCUGCAAAACGCCCGUGCACUUUAAAUUUGUGGGACACCUUAGAAAUACGAUGAAUCCUGAUGACAAUGGUCAGCCGCAUGCUGUGCUUGUUGGUAAAGAUGGACAAGAGGUUAAUACAUUGACUGGACAGGGUGUAGUGGAGAUAUUGAGACAGAGUGAUGAAGAGGCUAGAGGAGAGGAUGAUAGACCUUGA
This is a messenger RNA of Aureobasidium vineae, 471 nucleotides long. Lineage: Eukaryota; Fungi; Ascomycota; Dothideomycetes; Dothideales; Saccotheciaceae. The record is from the annotation of a GenBank genome assembly.